Messenger RNA from Brenthis ino (lesser marbled fritillary), 1620 nucleotides. The record is from the annotation of a GenBank genome assembly. Lineage: Eukaryota; Metazoa; Arthropoda; Insecta; Lepidoptera; Nymphalidae.
AUGAAACAGGAUAUAGGUCUGGACGCCAUUUUGGCUGAAUUGGGACCGUUUGGAAGAUAUAAUAUUGUGAACUAUGCUUUUCUUUUAUUCCCUAUAUAUUUGGCGGGAAUGUACGGCUCAGUGUAUGUAUUCGAAGCACCAGAUAUAAAAUACAGAUGCAAUGUUUCACAAUGUGAAGAUCUGAAUCACACAUCUUGGUUAGAAUAUGCAAUACCGAACGAAAAGAACAGCUUAUCAAGAUGCGAGAUGUUUGGAACAAAAGCUAACACCAGUGAAACGUGCAGCGUUGAUGACUUCGAUACGAAUGUUGUAAAGAAAUGUAUGGAAUACGUGUAUAGUGACGAAGACUCUGCUGUGAAAGACUUCGAUCUGGGAUGUCAAAAUUGGAAACGAACCCUUAUAGGGUCAAUUCACAACGCCGGACUGUUUGUCUCGUUGCCCCUUACUGGCUUCAUAUCGGACAAGUAUGGCAGAAAAAUCGCUUUGUCUGUAGCUUCCUUAAUGAAUGGCAUAUUUGGGCUUAUAAGAUCCUUCUCCAUCAACUACCCCAUGAUGUUGGUGUUUGAAUUUUUAGAAGCUGGCUUGGGAGCAGGUGCUUAUAGUACAGCGUUUGUUAUUGCAAUGGAAUUAGUCGGACCUAAAGGCAGGGUAUUUGGAAACACCCUUAUAAAUAUUUUGUACGUUAUGGGACUGAUAUCACUAUCUGGAUUUUCUUGGUGGCUGCAAAGCUGGAGACAUGUCCUAAGACUUAUAUAUACACCAGCCCUUUUAGUAGUAUCUUAUUAUUGGAUUCUCAAUGAAAGUGUCCGAUGGUUGAUUAGUAAGGGUCGUCACCAAGAAGCUGCUAAUAUUCUAAAGAAAGCAGCGAAGAUGAAUAAAGUGAAUUUAUCGAACGAAGUGCUUUCCCCAUUAUAUGAACUUGAAAAAACUGUGCCAGAUAAUGAAAAACAUAAAGAAGACGCGGAUAAUGAACAACGCCAAGAUAAACAAGAAUCUAAUUUUAAAAAAGUGAUCAAAUCUAGUAUUAUUAGAAAAAGACUGGCAAUAUGUUCAUUUCUUUGGAUUACAUGUACUUUCGUCUAUUACGGGCUGUCUAUAAAUUCAGUGUCGUUAGCCGGAAAUAAAUAUGUUAACUUUAUGUUAGUGGCUUUUGUAGAAAUCCCAGCGAAUAUCGCGUGUUUGUUAGUGUUGGACAGGUUCGGGAGGAAAAGAGUGUUAAUUACUACAUAUGUUUUGAGUGCAUGUUUGUGCAUAAGUCUAUCGUUCCUUGCAAAAGAACAAAAAUGGUUAUCCCUCGUCAUAUACCUCUCGGGCAAGUUCUCUAUAACAGUUGCCUACAGUUCUGUAUACAUUUAUGUAUCAGAAGUAUUUCCAACGAAUGUGAGACAGUCGCUGUUGGCUGUUUGUUCGUCGUUGGGAAGAGUUGGCUCUACGUUAGCACCACUUACGCCUUUACUUGCGCUAUACUACGACAAUUUACCAGCGAUAUUCUUCGGCAGUCUCGCAUUAAUCGCUAGCAUCCUCGUAUUUUCGUUACCGGAAACUAUCAAUGUGGCUCUACCAGAUACUAUAGAAGAAGCUGAGCAGAUCGCUCAAAGAGCUAAGAAAAAGGACGUCGCU